AUGCCACCCAAGGGAAAAAGCACUUCCAGGAUUAACAGUUCUGACAAGAAGACUCAAGGCCCCAAAGGUGGUGGCAAUGGAGUAAAGGUCAGACACAUUCUGUGGGAAAAACAUGUGAAAAUCGUGGAAGCCAUGGAAAAGUUAAAGUCUGCAAUGAGAUUCAAUGAAGUGGCUGUACAGUAUAGUGAAGAUAAAGCCAGGCAAGGGGGACACUUGGGUUGGAUGACCAGAGGUUCCAUGGUGGGACAAUUUCAAGAAGCAACAUUUGCCUUGCCUGUGAGUGGGCUGGAUAAGACUGUGUUUACAGAACCUCUGAUUAAGAUAAAAUUUGGAUAUCACAGUAUUAUGGUUAAAGGGAGAAAAUAA
Odobenus rosmarus divergens (Pacific walrus) is the source of this 366-nucleotide messenger RNA. RefSeq names its product peptidyl-prolyl cis-trans isomerase NIMA-interacting 4-like. NCBI's taxonomy places the organism in Eukaryota, Metazoa, Chordata, Mammalia, Carnivora, Odobenidae. The coding region runs from base 1 to 366 and encodes 121 amino acids. The record is from RefSeq and is a predicted model, not a curated record. The transcript has 2 exons.